Phyllostomus discolor (pale spear-nosed bat) is the source of this 3423-nucleotide messenger RNA. It is a transcript of the gene GJB2, whose product is annotated as gap junction protein beta 2. The coding region runs from base 179 to 859 and encodes 226 amino acids. The record is from RefSeq and is a predicted model, not a curated record. The transcript has 2 exons. Lineage: Eukaryota; Metazoa; Chordata; Mammalia; Chiroptera; Phyllostomidae. Gene Ontology annotation, cellular component: connexin complex. Gene Ontology annotation, biological process: cell communication.
CUGGAGUCUCAGGUGCUGCAGAGUACAGGUGCCCGCGCUCUGUUCCCCGGUGCUCCCUGCGCGGAGGAGCGCGGAGGCGGCCAGGCCAGGACCACCCAGGACCCGCCUGGGACCCCCGCAAGCGCUCCCGCAGCCACCAGAGCCCUCCUUCCGCCGCAGUGCGAACCACCCAGAGAGUAUGGAUUGGAGCACUUUGCAUACUAUUCUGGGGGGUGUCAAUAAACACUCCACCAGUAUUGGAAAAAUCUGGCUAACCGUCCUCUUCAUUUUUCGCAUCAUGAUCCUGGUAGUAGCUGCAAAGGAAGUGUGGGGAGAUGAGCAGGCUGACUUUACCUGCAACACUCUGCAGCCUGGGUGCAAAAACGUGUGCUAUGAUCACUACUUCCCCAUCUCUCACAUCCGGCUCUGGGCCCUUCAGCUGAUCUUCGUGUCCACACCAGCUCUCUUGGUGGCCAUGCAUGUGGCCUAUCACAGACACGAGAAGAAAAGGAAGUUCAUUAAGGGAGAGAUAAAGAGUGAAUUUAAAGACAUCGAAGAGAUCAAAAGCCAGAAGGUCCGAAUUGAAGGGUCAUUAUGGUGGACCUAUACCAGCAGCAUCUUCUUCCGGGUUGUCUUUGAAGCUGUCUUCAUGUAUGUCUUCUACGUCAUGUAUGAUGGGUUCUCCAUGCAGCGUUUGGUGAAAUGUAAUGCCUGGCCUUGUCCCAAUACAGUGGACUGCUUUGUUUCCAGGCCCACAGAAAAGACUGUCUUCACAGUGUUCAUGAUUGCAGUGUCUGGAAUUUGCAUACUGUUAAAUGUCACUGAAUUGUGUUAUUUGCUAAUCAGAUAUUGUUCUGGAAAGUCAAAAAAACCAGUUUAACACAUUACCCAGCUAUUAGGUAAAAGACAGGAGGAAAAGGAUGAGGCAACCUGUGCUUAGUUGUCAAGGCCAAGUCACCAUUAUUUCCCUAGGGUCAAGAUUUUUAUCUUAAAUGCAACCAUUUGAAACUCCUGUAGUUCUCAGGUGAAACUCUAAAUGCUUUUGAUGGCACUCUUCUCUUCUAAAGCUAAAAAACAAAUGCUUGAUCCUAUGCCAAAAUUGAUUUUUAUCCAAAUUAGUUCCAAUAAAACCCUGUGCUGGUAGGGUUAUUGGUGCAAAGUAAUUUCACAUUUUGAAGAAAGGAUAUUGGCAUUUGUUUCUGUUUCUUUGAGGAAAGGAGAGAAACACCAGGUCCUAAAGAGGACUCUGAGAAGGAUUGGCUGUUCCUCUUAGGGUUCCUUUUGCCAUUUUCCCCUGAAUUAGAGGUAAACAUAGAGAAUCUUGGUUCCUUUAUUCACUUUGGAAAUUCUAGUAACCAUGGACAAGGUUACCUAAUACUUCAAACUUGGUCAUACUCUUUUUUAAAUGAACGCUGAAAAAUAUGUUCUUUUGAUCUACAAGACAUUCUGAAAACCAUUGUAUAUUCCUACUAUUUCAAAGGCUCAGAUAGUGAUAUGUAGAUGGUGUAUAAUUAGGUACUAUCAUUGAAUUUAAAAUGAGGGCUCUCGGUUAUGAAUAAUUUGCAGGGCCACUAUAUUAACUGGGGUAUGUAGUCCACAAAAGCAUUAUGAUCUCUCAUGUGAAACAAACUAGACAUUCUUAGUGAUGGCUUGACAGCCAAUGGCCUCAUUUCACAACCUUAGGUGUAAUUUUGCAGGAGAAAUAUAGAUAAUGUAUUACCAGCUGCCACCAACUACAGGCUGGCUCAAGAUCCCCUGUCUCCUUGUCAAUGUUUGCCUUUUCCACAACUGGUAAAGGGUGAAACACAAAUUUGAAGAAGUUGCUUGGGACUGUUUUGUUGCCAUAGUAUGAAACAAAAUGGGUGAAGUUACUAUUUUUUAAAGAACAGAUGGAAAGACUGAACUCUAAAUUCUAGUGAUUAAAAAGAGUUUUAUGUGCUUCAAAAGUUUGCUUUUCUCUUCACCUGCUAAUUUUUUUAAGUGAAAAUGGAAUAGGCUUUUAAAAAAAUAGACACUGGUUUAGAUAAGUAUUAAGUAGUUCCACAGGACCAUUGAACCUUAAUAUCAUUAUGAUGUUUGACAUGGUUUUCAAAAAAUGGCACUCAGCAUUCUUCAAUAAGGGUAAACACUUUUCUUUUGUUCAGAAUAGCAUUGUAAAAAAAACAUUUUGUAAUAGUAAAUAAUAGCUUUAAUUACAUGCUUGUAACUAAAAUAAUUUUGUAAUGUCUCAAACAUCAUUUAAAAUAUUAAAAUAUAAAUUCAUGUAAUAGUUACUUAAAAUGUAUUACGGUUUUUAAUAAAAGAUCACAUUUUAAUGCCAUCUAUAGCCAAUUUUAUAUAAGGAGUUUAAUAUUUUAAGCAUGAUAACACCAAAGAGAUAAGUUCCCAGAGUAUCUGUUCACCAUCCUUGAUUCUUCUGCCCAGUUACAGACAAGCUUCUGUUACCAGGGAGGGAGGAAAAAUAAUUUUGUGCUGAACCCCAUGCUGACCCCAACAGGUUUUUGACAAACACACAGUGUGGUGUGCAAGUGGGGUUUGUAGCUUGGAAGAUGUUGGGCUGGGUUCAUAUGACCAAUUUGGCUCCUAGAAUCAUGGAAGUUGACAGAUUAAAGUGAUCUUCAUGGUGAAGGUUGGCUAAGGCAUGAGAAAAAUCCUACAAGGUAUCUUUUCUGUAGGAUUGUCUUCAGGAUUGUCUUUCUGUGUAUUUGUAUGUAAUCAAAGCGGGUCUUAGAAACUGCUUUUUAUUCCUUGGUGCCCACUUCCAUGGGAAAUAAAUCUGAUGGGUCAGUUGUUCCCAUGUGGGUGUCCCACAGGCACUGUCCCUGAGACAGCAGCACCAGCCCUGUCCUGGGUACAAGGCCUUCAAGACAUUUUAUACAUCAAUAAUUAUGAACACUUUUAUGGAAAAUGACAUACUUUUAAAAUGAAUGUAAAAGGACCCAAACCAGCCAACUUUCAUCCAGGUGAUAGAAGAAUGGUAAGAACUAGUUCCUGCCUUUCAACAUGCUCUGCACAAGGCCUGUUAAAAGCAGCACAUGGUUUGUAAGUAGGUAUGUUCACUCUUACAAGCCAUGAAGAUUAUGACUCUCAAAGUCUAAAGGACUGAGUCAAAUAAUUACAGAUGGCCUCUGGCCACUUUUAAGGAUGUAAAGAGAGAUCUGGUCACAGGCCUAAAAAUUAGAGCUUAAACUCUGAAAAUGGUAAUCCUGAAUAUAUAUUUCAAAUCAUUAAUUUAAAAUGAAAGGCUCUCUUGAUUGUUUUUAAAGAUUCUCCUGAAUGACUGUGCUGGGUUAGCUGUGUCGAGUCCAGGACCCCAUGCAGACUAGCCCUCCAUGCCUCCAGCACUGGCUGGGUAAUGCGAGUUUAGGACAUGGGUAAGGCCCCACUGCUACUUCUGUCUUGUACAAGGUGUAUUAAUAAACUAGGAAUUGUGGUCUCAAACAA